Messenger RNA from Carassius gibelio (silver crucian carp), 1047 nucleotides. RefSeq names its product protein FRA10AC1 homolog. Gene Ontology annotation, molecular function: phosphatase activity. The record is from RefSeq and is a predicted model, not a curated record. NCBI's taxonomy places the organism in Eukaryota, Metazoa, Chordata, Actinopteri, Cypriniformes, Cyprinidae. The coding region runs from base 1 to 939 and encodes 312 amino acids. The transcript is spliced from 14 exons. Gene Ontology annotation, biological process: dephosphorylation.
AUGUCUAUGGAUAAAACUGCUCUAGACCUUGUGAAGGGCCAUGGAGGAGGAGGGUAUGACUCAGAUUUCAGUGAUGAUGAUGAUGGCGGUGGAGGGAAGUGCAAAUAUGGUGAGAAUAGGGAAGGCAAAGACGAGCUGUUACAGAAGCCAUUCCAGAAAGGAAAACACACCAAAGUGGCCCAUAAGAAUGUUGCUGCACACAAAUGGGACAGAGAGGAAGCCAGAAACCGACGACAGCACCUGAUAUCAAUGAACGCUUUUGAGCGUCAUAAGAAGUUUGUCAGCGAUUACAUUCUGUACUAUGGAGGAAAGUUUGAGGACUUCAGACGAUCCAUGUCUAAAGAUAAGACAGAUCUGGAUGUGGUGACAGAGAACCACCGUUUCCUGUGGAGAGACGAGGAUGAGGAGGAUAUGACAUGGGAGAAAGAGCUCGCAAAGAAAUACUACGAUAAGCUCUUUAAGGAGUACUGUAUUGCUGACCUCAGCAGAUACAGAGAAAAUAAGUAUCUGGAAAAGAUAUGCAGUAUUCUGUUAAUGGUGAAUUUUGCCUAUGUGGAGCGAGGGGAGAAGAGGAACGCCCUGGUGAAGCUGCGUCUGUGUCCAGAGUGUUCCUUCAAACUAAACUAUCAUCACAAGAGAAAGGAAGUGACGGUGAAGAAGAAACAGCAGUCAAAAGAGAAUAUGGACAAGUCAGUCUCAAAGAAAUCCAAAUCAUCCAGAAAGCAGAAGCGCAAAGACAAACGCAAACACAAAAAGAGACGCAAAGAAUACUCAUCUUCAAGUUCAGAGGAGUCCCAGGGUUCAGAUAAAGAUGCAGAAAGUGAUGAAGAAGAAGAGGGUCCUUCAGAAUCAGACCACUGGAGGGGCCCUGCACCCACUGUAGAGGAGAAGUCACGGGAGGAAGAGUUUGAUGAGUGUUUUGAAGACAUGUUUCUCUGAGUCGAGGAAAGGAAGAUCCAAAACAAUCUCAUGCCUACUGUUUUCUUUUUAUAACGGUUAGUUUUGUUUUUGAGAAGAAUAGUUUGAUUACAAUUUGUUGAUUAUUAU